Molecule: messenger RNA, 4703 nt
Organism: Aricia agestis (brown argus)
Lineage: Eukaryota; Metazoa; Arthropoda; Insecta; Lepidoptera; Lycaenidae
Product: inositol hexakisphosphate and diphosphoinositol-pentakisphosphate kinase
Exons: 29
Coding region: 145-4593 (1482 amino acids)
Biological process (GO): inositol phosphate biosynthetic process; inositol metabolic process
Cellular component (GO): cytosol
Molecular function (GO): inositol hexakisphosphate kinase activity; diphosphoinositol pentakisphosphate kinase activity; 5-diphosphoinositol pentakisphosphate 1-kinase activity
Source: RefSeq, a predicted model, not a curated record
UGAUUGAUUAAUCGCAGUGUUUUCACUUUUCUGAAUCUCUUGUUUUUUGUUUGCUAUACAAAAUCAAUCUUAUAUCUCGAUAUAUGUAACCGAUAAUCUCUUUGUUUAAACUUUAUUUGUAGUUCUAUGUACUUUAAGUAGGUGAUGUCAUAUACUGAACUCGAACAUGGCUAUCAGGAUUUGCGGCAAGCGACACAGCCUCAGUUUUAUGUCGGGGACGACGGUAACCUCGUUCCUAUAAGAACACCCGGCGAGUUGGAUCUGUGCGAGUCGCUGGAGAGCUGCGAUGGCAGCGGCAAGAAGGUGGUGGUCGGCGUAUGCGCCAUGGCCAAGAAGUCGCAGUCCAAGCCCAUGAAGGAGAUCCUAACGAGGCUCGACGAGUUUGAGUUCAUCAAAAUGCUCGUCUUCCCCGAGGAGGUUAUCCUUAAGAAACCAGUCGAAGAGUGGCCGAUAUGCGACUGCCUGAUAUCCUUCCACUCGAAAGGUUUUCCCCUGGACAAAGCCAUAGAGUACGAAAAACUACGGAAGCCGUACGUGAUCAAUAAUUUACACAUGCAAUAUGAUAUUCAGGAUCGUCGGAAAGUAUACGCUAUACUGGAGAGCGAGGGUAUAGAGAUACCGCGCUACGCCGUACUCGACAGAGAUUCGCCAGAUCCCAAACAACAUGAGCUGGUGGAGUCUGAAGACCACGUGGAGGUGAACGGGGUGGUGUUCAACAAACCCUUCGUUGAGAAACCGGUGUCGGCUGAGGAUCACAACAUCUACAUCUACUACCCGACGUCCGCGGGCGGCGGCAGCCAGCGUUUGUUCCGGAAGAUCGGCAGCCGCAGCAGCAUCUACUCGCCGGAGUCACGCGUGCGCAAGACGGGCUCCUUCAUCUACGAGGAUUUUAUGCCGACUGACGGUACGGACGUAAAAGUAUACACUGUAGGUCCGGAUUACGCGCACGCCGAGGCGCGCAAGAGUCCAGCCUUAGACGGCAAAGUGGAGAGAGAUUCUGAGGGCAAGGAGAUACGGUAUCCUGUAAUACUGUCAAACCAGGAGAAGCUGAUAUCACGUAAAGUGUGUCUCGCCUUCAAACAGACUGUCUGUGGGUUUGAUCUUUUAAGGGCGAACGGCAAAUCCUUCGUCUGUGAUGUCAACGGUUUCUCCUUCGUGAAGAAUUCCAACAAAUACUACGACGACUGCGCCAAGAUACUCGGCAACAUGAUACUUCGGGAGCUAGCGCCGACUCUGCAUAUACCGUGGUCGGUGCCCUUCCAAUUGGACGACCCGCCAAUUGUGCCGACCACGUUCGGUAAAAUGAUGGAGCUAAGAUGCGUGGUGGGGGUCAUCAGACACGGUGAUAGGACGCCGAAGCAGAAGAUGAAGGUGGAGGUGCGGCAUCCCAGAUUCUUCGAGAUAUUCGAGAAGUAUGAAGGCUUCAAGCGUGGUCACGUGAAGCUGAAGAAGCCCAAACAACUCCAGGAGAUAUUGGACAUCGCGCGGGCGUUGCUCGCCGACAUACAUACCCGACAUGCUGACCCCGAGUUGGAGGAGAAACAGGGAAAAUUGGAGCAGCUGAAGAGCGUGCUAGAGAUGUACGGCCACUUCUCGGGCAUCAACCGCAAGGUGCAGAUGAAGUAUCAGCCGCGGGGGCGGCCGCGCGGGUCGAGCUCGGACGACGGUAACGCCCCGCCCCCCGCCCCGCCCGCCCUGCCCGCCACACCCGCAACACCCGCGACGCACGACAACGGCGUGGAGGGCGAGCCGUCUCUAGUGCUGAUACUCAAGUGGGGCGGCGAACUAACGCCGGCCGGCCGGAUACAGGCGGAGGAGCUCGGCCGGAUGUUUCGGUGCAUGUACCCCGGUGGCCAGGGACGACAUAUACCAGGUGAAGGUGCCACGCAAGGUCUCGGUCUACUCCGCCUACACUCAACCUUCCGUCACGACCUGAAGAUCUACGCGUCUGACGAGGGUCGGGUGCAGAUGACCGCUGCUGCUUUCGCCAAGGGUCUCCUGGCUUUAGAAGGGGAACUGACUCCAAUACUUGUCCAGAUGGUUAAGUCCGCUAAUACCAAUGGGUUACUGGAUAAUGAUUGUGACUCGUCGAAGGUUCAGAAUAUGGCAAAAGCACGCCUACACGAGGCGUUACAAGCCGAUCACGAGUUCACGGCAGCGGAGCGAGCACGCAUCAACCCCUGUUCUUCGUUAUCUAUAGCAGCCGCUAUGGACUUCGUGAAAAACCCCGCGCAGUGCUGCGCCCACGUCCACGCACUCAUACAGCAGCUUGUCCACAUUGUGCUGCUGAAGAAGGACGAUCCGAAGACUAAAGACACAAUACUAUACCACGGUGAAACAUGGGAGCUAAUGGGGCGGCGCUGGGGGAAGAUAGAGAAGGAUUUCUGCACCAAGAACAAAACGUACGACAUAUCGAAGAUCCCUGACAUAUAUGACUGUAUCAAGUACGACUUGCAACACAACCAACAUACCCUACAGUUCGAUUUGGCCGAGGAGCUCUAUAUUUAUGCGAAAUACUUGGCAGAUAUUGUUAUACCACAGGAAUAUGGAUUAACAAUGCAAGAAAAGCUGACGAUAGGUCAGGGAAUCUGCACGCCGCUGCUCAAGAAGAUACGCGCAGACCUGCAGCGGAAUAUAGAGGAGUCCGAGGAAAACGUUAACAGGUUAAACCCAAGGUACAGUCACGGCGUGUCGAGCCCGGGGCGUCACGUGCGCACGCGCCUGUACUUCACCAGCGAGAGCCACGUGCACUCCCUGCUCACCGUGCUGCGGUACGGCGGCCUGCUGGACGUGGUAAAAGACGAGCAAUGGCGUCGCGCGAUGGAGUACGUGUCGAUGGUGUCGGAGUUAAACUACAUGUCGCAGAUAGUCGUUAUGCUGUACGAGGAUCCCACGAAGGAUCCCUGCUCGGAGGAAAGGUUCCACGUGGAGCUACACUUCAGCCCCGGCGUGAACUGCUGUGUGCAGAAGAACCUGCCGCCCGGGCCAGGCUUCCGACCGCACUCCCGCAACCACUCUACUACUAAUAAUGAGAGUCCCUCAGAUGAAGUAAAGUGUAUAGCAGAAGAAGUCGAGGACGACCAAAUGGCAAGCCAAGAAACCCUACAGCCGGAUAUUCUAGAUGAGCUAGACAACACGUUUUCACCAAGAAGGUUAUCAAAAUCUAAGCUCCGUCCUUCGGACCCUAUCCCUAUUUGCAAUCUGCACCACACGGUAAGCGGGCACGAGGCGUCGGCGUUGGCGGCGCGGCUCAACGCCGAGUUGCGUGCGCGCUCGCACACGCCCACCGAGCGGGAACACGAGCGGGAGCGGACGCAGAGUGAAGAGAAAGAGGCUAAAGAGUGUGACGAGCCGGCGCCGCGCGCGCGCAGUUACGAUCAACACAAAGGGCACGAUAAUGGGCGGCGGCAGCGGCACAGCAUCGCCGGCCAGAUGAGCUACCUGCGCAUGCUGGGGCUGGGCGGACGGGGGCGGGCGGGCGCGGCGCUCUUCAGCACCGCCGUCAUCUCCGGGUCGAGCUCCGCGCCCAACCUCCGCGUGAUGAUACCCAGCGCUGCUGCGGCUGACUCCGGUCUGGACGGGUUCGGCGGCGUGCCGGCGGUGCGUCCGCUGGAGACGCUGCACAACGCGCUGUCGCUGCGGCAGCUGGACGGCUGGCUGGAGCGCGUGACGGCCGCGCCCGUGCUGCUCACGCCCGCAGCUACGCCGCCCCACAAGCAGCCCUCGCCAACUGGCAGUAUGGGCUGGAGUGGUCCCUCGUCGCUGAUGUCCUCAUCUGGCGAGCUGCCCAGCGGCCUAUCGUCCGACGGCCCCUCCUCCCCCAACUCUAACUACGCCCCUGACAAGAUCAACCUGUCCGACAGUAGCAAUUGGAGUAGAGCUAUGGCGGGCAAGGGCUGGGAGGACGGGCCCAGCGCGCUGGAACACCCGACCGCAGGUUCGUGUACUACUAGCGGGCGCGCGACGCCGGCGUCAGUGGCGUCCGACCCCGCCGCCGGACACAGCAACGAGGCCACCGCCGGCUCGCUCACCGACCACGACCUGCUGAGCGCGGGCGAAGAAGACGAAGAAGAGACGCUUUCCGUAGACGCAAGUAGUUCCCCCAUGAAGCUUAUUAAGAAUGACCUAACACUAGAAGUAGAGGCGGCCUCGGCCAGUGCGACCGCCGAUCCCCCGCUACACUUGUACGGUCUCAGCUACCACGAGACGAAAGAAAACUUCUACAAAGACAUGCCGACCAGCAGCAAAAACUACAACGUCGAAACCGACAAAAACAAGUGUACAAAGGAUUGUCUGCAUUUCACUAGCAAUAUAGUCUCGCUAAAUCUGAGCAGAGAUAUCAAAUGUAAGGACGAAAUCCUCAACAACGGAAGCAGAAGGUACAGCGAUAGCGUGGCGCAGAAGAGCAACAUCACUCAUGUUGCCGGAAGUAGGUUCAAAACCAGUGUAGUGACGGAGGAGAUAUUACAAGCGAGCGCGCCCCCCGAGAGUAAGUCACACAAUCACUUAGUUGAGGCAGACGCACACCCCACUCCGAUAGUCACGGAAGCCAAACGAGCAAAAGUUAAAGCUGGUUUCACAGUAGACACUUAGCACGUAACAACUCAAAUAUUCACUCCACUAAAACGAUAACAUUGUAUCCAUAAUAUUAACUUGAAGAAAAAUGAUGUAAGUGAAGCAAGUUUUAAAUGUGAAAUUAUCAU